UUGCAUCAUGGGUGAUCCCCCAGCAGAAGUAAGUGAAAUGUGCUCUCUUGGAUAAAAGAGUCUGGACUGGUAUCUACGUUUACAGAGUUAUCAUAAAUGAACCUGAAUGUGAUAUUGGGUCUGCAUAUGCAAAACGUGUGAAGAGGACAUAGUUAUUAACUAGGAUGUCAACGGAGACAGAAGUUCAACAGGUUGUCAGAGCCAGCACAAGAAAGGAGUCCAAAAAGAAAGGUCAGGAUCGGAGUGAAGCUGGUCUGAUAAAACGUUUUAAAGGAGAUGGAUUCCGGUACAGGGCAAAACUAAUUGGUGUGGAUGAGGCUUCAGCUGCAAGGGGAGAUAAGCUCUGUCAAGAUUCAAUGAUGAAACUAAAGGGAAUUGCAGCUGCAGCACGCUCGAAAGGAGAACACAAACAACGAAUCUUUCUGACCAUUUCAUUUGGAGGCAUAAAAAUAUUUGAUGAAAAGACAGGAGCUAUGCAGCAUCACCAUGCAGUUCAUGAAGUAUCAUACAUUGCCAAGGAUAUCACCGACCACCGCGCCUUUGGCUAUAUAUGUGGUAAAGAAGGAAAUCAUCGGUUUGUAGCAAUAAAAACAUCUCAAGCAGCUGAACCCGUCAUUCUUGAUCUUCGAGAUCUCUUCCAACUCAUCUACGAACUGAAACUUCGGGAGGAGAAGGAGAAAUUGGCUCAAAAGGAUAAACAAAGUGAACAGGCAGUCUAUCAGACCAUUUUGGAAGAAGAUGUCGAAGAUCCUGUCUAUCAGUACAUUGUAUUUGAAGCUGGACAUGAGCCAAUCCGUGAAACAGAGGAGAGCAUUUACCAGGUGCCCACAAGCCAUCAGAAGGAAGGUGUCUAUGACGUGCCAAAAAGCCAACCAACAAUUAAUCAACUGGACCUCUUUGGUGACAUGUCUACUCCCCCAGACAUCACCUCUCCUGGGACGCCAGCAUCACCAGCUAAUGCCCUUGGACCUGAUGCAUUUGCUUCUGGAGUUCUUAGUGCUCAGCCGCCUGGGAGACCCGAUUUGUUUGGAUCUGUUCCAUUCAAUGCUGCUGCUGUCCCCACAGGAUAUGUCACAAUGGGAGCCGUAGCGCCCGCAGUCUGGGCGCACCAAUCGGGUGCUCAAAAUAUCAUCAAUCCUAUGUUAGCUGGUGUCCAGCCUGCAGCAUGGGGCCAGCCAACCUUAUUUGCUGUACAGCAGCAGUGGGCCCCCGUUGGAAGUCCAUUUCAGCCCACUGUCUUCAUGUCAGCACAAACUCCAAUGCCACUACAAACUGCCAUGUUCAAAGCAGCCUUAUCUGCUGGUCAGCCCACCAUUGCCAGCCACCAGGAGGAGAAAUCAAGGCAGAAAAUGAGCAAGGAGAUGUUUAAAGAGUUCCAAAUGGCCAAACCCCCAGCAGUCCCAUCGAGAAAAAGUGAGCAAGCUUCGCUCUCCUGCACGUCGAAUGCCUUCACAAGCUACUUCAGCAAAGUGGGGCUGGCGCAGGAGAUGGAUGAUGCAGAUGACUUUGAUAUUUCCCAGUUAAAUCUAACCCCAGCAACUUCCAACUCCACACCAUCGUCAAACAAUUCCCCUCCAAAUUCAUCUCCACAUCAGCACACACCCUCUGAUUCCCCUUGCCACCACACACCUGAGGCAUCUUCUCGGCAGAGUACACCUGCAGAAUCCCCCCUCCAGACCUCUCCCACUUCGUGCUCCCAUCAGAACUCGCCAUCAAAAUCGCCCACCUUGCACACCGAUGAAUCUGCACCCGAUGACCAAGUGGAGGCUGAGUCAGAAAACCUGAGCAGUAGCAGUGUGCAAGUGGCUCUUGAUAGUUCUGAAGCACCUUCAAACACUGAUGCCGUUGAUGACUCUCUUGGUGAUUCAUUCACCCCACAGGCAGUAGAGCCUCUCUAUGCCCAGAUAAGGAAGAGCAAGAAAUAUAAAGUCAUGUCAGUGCUUUUGAAUGACCCUAAGGAAAGUUUAAUCUCUGGACAAAUAAAAAAAAUCAAUUGCUCAACAAGUGGUGUGGAAACAUUGCAUCACUGCCAAUUUAUUAUUCUGAAGGCCUUCCGACGUCUGGUUUCUGUUUUCUGCUGGAAUCCCGUGAAAAUCUACAAGAUCAUGCAUCAAUCAGUGAGUUUAAUGCUCUUCUAUGCUGCAUUAGGCCUUAUGCAUACCAAUACCUACUGCAAAGAGACAUUUGUGGAAUUAACUAAUGGAUCUAACUAUGUAAAUUCUAACAAGUUGGGAGGACUGUGGAAAAGAUCACUGAGGGCUCCAUCGCAGCCAAUUGAUUGCUCUCUUUCAACUUGGUCCUCGUGGAGUACUUGCAAUUCUUGCCAGCAAAAGCAAUACAGGUAUGCAAGACUUGAGGAGCCCUCUCAGUUUGGUGGUGCACCUUGUAACACUGCCGAUAGGGAGGAGAAGGCCUGCAGAGGAACCUGUAGAUCCACAAAUCGGUGUGAGGGCAUUGUAUGUGCUGAAACAGGUCGAUGCAUUCCUCGUCGGCUCGCCUGCAAUGGAGAUGACGAUUGUGGAGAUCAGUCUGAUGAGAAAGGAUGUCGGAGGGUUAGCCAUGCUUGCUCCAGGCAGACAGAACCAUAUUGGGCUGUGCAACAUAUUGGAAGUGGAUAUAAUAUUUUAACUGACACUUUGGAGGGAACUGUUCUCGACAGCAGAUACUAUGGAGGCAGCUGUGCCCCAUAUUAUAUCAACAACGUAAGAUUUAGAAAACCCUAUAAUUUAGAAUUCUACAGCCCUGAGACAGAAGGAAAACUUGAGCUGACCUCGAAUGAAUAUUCAUCAUUCUCAAAUUUUACCAGCAGUAGGUUUGAACAAAAGUGUCGGGACAUUUACUUUAAAUUUGCACUUAGCGUUCCAAAACUAUUUGAAGUUGGACUUAGUUUUGAAAGCAAUAAUUUCAAGAAAAUGAUUCGAAAUACCCUCAAAUACUCUAAUACAAAAACACAAUUAUUUCAUACACAAUUCUCGCUCCAAGUGGCCAAGUUCAAGAUGAAACCCAGAGACCUUAUGCUCCAUUAUGAUUUCUUUCAAAGAGUUAAGCAGUUGCCACCAAUUUACAAUUAUGGAGAAUACAGAGAAAUCUUUAAGGACUAUGGAACUCAUUACAUGAGCGAAGGCAUACUUGGUGGAACAUAUGAAUAUAUUUGGUCAGUUAACAUGAAUAAAAUCAAGAAAGAUGGUUACACAUUGGACGAUGUAAAAAAUUGUGCAAAGGCCGGCAUUAGUGGAGGUGUGGACAUCGAAGGAAUCAUGGUAGCUAUCGGAGUUGGUGCUGGGUUCUGCGCUGGUUUUCUGAAAGGAAAAGGAGACAGUGUUGCCAAAUCGGCUUACACAGAAGACUUCAUAGUACUUGUGCGUGGAGGAGCAAGUGAACAUGUGACAGCACUGGCUCACAAAAAUCUUCCAACUGUGAAACUGAUGCAGGAAUGGGGCGAUGCAGUCGAGUACAACCCAGAAGUCAUUAAAUUUAAGCCUACACCACUUCAUGAACUGGUCACCUCGAACACAUUUCCGAAUGCUCCUAGAAUCAAAGCCAACAUGAUGCGGGCCCUUGAAGAGUACCUGAUCGAAUCCAAUUCCUGUCGCUGUGCGCCAUGUCUCAACAAUGGAAUUGCUUUUCUUCAAGGAACCAAGUGUGAAUGCAUAUGUCCUGCUGGUUUCCGUGGAGCUGCCUGCGAGAUUACCACCAGGGAGAAUAUGACUGUGGAUGGGAAGUGGAGCUGUUGGUCCCUCUGGUCUGAAUGCGUGAACAGUCAAAGAAAAAGGAGCCGGCAGUGCAAUAAUCCUCCUCCACAAAAUGACGGCAAAUCAUGCUCAGGGGACAAUCAGGAGACAAUGCCCUGUCAAUGAAGAAAUACCAGUCUUCUUCUGUCUCAAUAAUUACCAUCACUGAUCUAUAAUUUUGCAUGCUUAAAACAGAUUUUUUUUUUAAUCCAGUAAUAAUCGAACCUAAUGUUACCUGAAUAAAACUGGUUAAUUGAA
This is a messenger RNA of Amblyraja radiata (thorny skate), 3989 nucleotides long. It is a transcript of the gene dab1a, whose product is annotated as DAB adaptor protein 1a. Gene Ontology annotation, biological process: complement activation. The coding region runs from base 165 to 3857 and encodes 1230 amino acids. The transcript has 27 exons. Gene Ontology annotation, cellular component: membrane attack complex. NCBI's taxonomy places the organism in Eukaryota, Metazoa, Chordata, Chondrichthyes, Rajiformes, Rajidae. Gene Ontology annotation, molecular function: protein binding. The record is from RefSeq and is a predicted model, not a curated record.